AAACUUAAAGAUAUCGAAAAACAAGUAGAAAACGGCUUAAUAGCAUUGCGUGCUGAAUAUAAUAAAGAUGCUACUUUGGAACAAAAAAUGAAUGAACUUGUUGAAUUGUGUAAAGAAUUUGGAAAAGAACUACCAAACUUUAGAAGCAAAAAAUUUCAGACAAAAAAAUUAAAAUCUACAAAAGAAAAUGAAAGUUCUUAUGAAAAAAUGAAAUCAAGACAUAAAAAAAUCGAUCGUUGUAUGGAUCUAAUGAGAAUUAAAGAAUUAACUUUUGAAAAAAAACUAGAAAGGUUACUUCACGAAUGUUUUUUAAGAAGACAAGAAAAAAGAAAACAAGAAAAAAAAGAAACAAAAGAAUUUAACCCAAAUUAUUUUGAUACUAUUGUCCAAAAAAUGCAAAGAUGUUUGUAUUAUCUUGAAAAUGUUUACUAUAGUGAUAACGAAGAUGAUAAUUUAAACUUAAUUCUUGAAACAU
This is a messenger RNA of Racocetra persica, 475 nucleotides long. Lineage: Eukaryota; Fungi; Glomeromycota; Glomeromycetes; Diversisporales; Gigasporaceae. The record is from the annotation of a GenBank genome assembly.